AUGGCCAUGCUCAUGGUCGAAGAUUCGGAACCGGCCAUGCAGCUGGAGAAUCAGUUUUUUGCCCUUCCGGCAACGCUGACUGAUCGUUGGCGUACGGAGAACGAGAAACUGAAUCCCACUACCAUUCUGACGGAUAACGGUUCAGCUGGAGACAUCAACUUUUUCAUUCCUCCCAGUACGUCUGGUUUACUUAGCUUGGCUGAUAUGAUACUGGAGCUAGAGGUGGGCAUCAAAGUGCGCAAGGGUACUGGAGAAUGGGAAGCGAUGACAGCAGCCGAUGGUGUCGCUCCCGUCAACAAUUUUCUGCAUUCUCUGUUUUCUUCGUGUCACGUGACGGUGGCUAAUCGGCUUAUCUCGGAUGCAGCGACGUUCUAUCCAUACCGUGCUUAUCUGGAAUCAUUGCUAUCUUAUACGACCGAUGCGCAAAAUAGUCAAUUGACAUCGGCGGCUUUCUACCACGAUACCGCACUGCGCUUCAACGAUGAAACACUAAACAAGGGCGAGAAAAACCGCAAAGCCUUGUUUGAUGGUGGAAAUUAUGUGCAACUGUCUGGCAAGCUGUUUGCGGAUCUGUUUGACCAGAGUAAACCGCUGUGCACGGGUGUGCCUGUCAAUAUCCGACUAGUGGUCAGCCGACCGGAAUUUUCUUUGCGCCUGUGGGAUCAAGACGCUACAAAGUCCUUCAAACCAUUCAUCCGCAACGCUCGACUAUCGAUUCGACGAUAUAUACCAUCCCCUGAUUUUCUAACGGCCGUGAUGGGAGAAUUGUUAAAAAAAACCGUAAAGUACCACAUUGAACGUGUGGUAAUGCGUGUGUCGGAUAUUGCUCAAAAGACACAGAGCACAGUGGUCAGUAAUCUGCAAAUUGGACAAAUUCCCAAAGUGGCCUUCAUUGGAUUUGUGGACAGUGAAGAUUUUCAUGGAUCAAGUAAACGCAGUCCGUUCAACUUUCAACACUUUAACCUGACGCAAAUCAGUGUGGAAGUGGACGGGCAAAGUUAUCCCAACAAACCGUACAUGGCUGAUUUUGAACGCAGCCUGUCUUUGGAAUGCUAUGAUGGACUACUAGAUACGUUGGGCCAUCGACCAAGUCUACAAGGAAGUCUCCCGUUUACGCGCAUACAGUACAACCAAGGCUAUACGCUAUAUGGGUUUGACCUCACGCCCGGACAUACUGGACGCGGACCGCUAACUUUGAUCAAACAGGGCAAUUUAAGCGUUUCUGUUUCCUUUGGAAAACCAUUGGUAAAAACCAUCAUGAUGGUGUGCAUGCUGGUGUACGACAGCGUUAUUGAGAUCAACCAACACCGUCAGCUGAUUGCGGACUUUUCAACAUGCACAGCCAGCAAAUCAACGAGGCCUUGCAGGGCCAUUCGAUCACCACCCAAACUUUUUGUGGUGUUUUUGCCAGUAAUGAAGUACCCCCGUCACUACAACCCUAUCCCGCAGCGUGUGUGGUAA
Paramacrobiotus metropolitanus is the source of this 1461-nucleotide messenger RNA. RefSeq lists its product as uncharacterized. The transcript has a single exon. The coding region runs from base 1 to 1461 and encodes 486 amino acids. The record is from RefSeq and is a predicted model, not a curated record. Lineage: Eukaryota; Metazoa; Tardigrada; Eutardigrada; Parachela; Macrobiotidae.